AUGGUUCUUAUGACAUCGCUCGUAUAUGGUACCAUUCCUAGAGAAUUAUUCACAGCUAAAAUAGAGAGUAUUGAUCUCUCCACUAACCUUUUCGAAGGCUCCAUACCACCAAAUAUUGAAAAAUCCCACAACUUAACUUACCUCAACUUGGCCACAAACAAUCUCUCCUCCUCCAUACCUUCCACCAUUGGAAACCUCCACUCCCUCAAAACCCUAAUCCUCCACUCCAACAGCUUCAUUGGACAGAUUCCAUCAUCCAUUUGCAACCUCACAUCCCUCCAAUUCCUCCACCUCUCAAACAACACUCUGCAUGGAGCAAUCCCAAAGUGUUUAGGACAUCUGAGUAAAUCUCUGCAAGUUCUUCAUCUGAAGGAGAAUGCCUUCCACGGCCUCAUCCCGCCGUCGUUCCCCAACGGCUGCGCUCUCGAGUCUCUCGACCUCAACGGCAAUCAUCUCCGAGGAAAGCUGCCGCAAACCCUAGCAAAUUGUGGGAAGCUGCAGGUGCUCGACGUCGGAAACAAUAGAAUACAAGAUGAAUUUCCCUUUUGGUUGCAGACUCUCGCGGAUCUCCGAGUCCUCGUCUUGAGCCGCAACAGAUUCAACGGCGCCGUUUCGCCCAUCGACGACGAUCGCGCUCCGUUUCAAAAGCUGCAAGUGUUGGAUAUCUCUGAGAAUAAAUUCAACGGCUCCCUCCCAACUAGGUAUCUCGCCACCUUCCCCGCCAUGAUGAACGCGAGGGAGAAUGUGACAGAGAAGAGAAACUGGUUCAGCAAAUACGAGGAAUCAAUGGUGUUUGUUAUCAAAGGUACGGAUCAGCCGGUGGUCAGAAUCUUGACGACGUUCACCGCGAUCGACGUGUCCGGGAACUACUUCUCCGGGGAGAUUCCGGAAUGCAUCGGGAAUCUUAACUCGCUGAGAUACCUGAACAUGUCGCGCAACGGUCUCACCGGGAAGAUUCCGUCCUCUCUCGGGAGCGUGAAGGCGCUGGAAUCGUUGGACCUGUCGUCGAACCGAUUGAGCGGCGAGAUUCCUCGGCAGCUGACGGAGUUGAAUUUUCUUUCCGCGUUGAAUCUUUCGGGGAAUGAUCUUGUCGGGGAGAUUCCUCAGUCUGGCGGCCAGUUUCCGACAUUUGAUAACAGCUCGUACGUUUGGAACUCGGGAUUAUGCGGAUUCCCGUUGACUAAAAAGUGCGGUCAGAUUCCCACGUUGACUCGUGACGAUCAAGAUGAAGAUGAAGAUGAGUCUGAUUUUGUGGAUGGAUUUAGUUGGCGACCUGUGGCUUUGGGAUAUGGAUGUGCAUUCGUGAUUGGAGUUUUGAUGGGUUGCUUUGUGAUGAAAUAUGGAAGGCCUAAAUGGCUUUUGGAACCAUUUUUCGGUGUUCGUAAAGAAAUUAGAAAAACUAAGAAAUGGAAAGUAGAAGUGGUUGAAGUGGUUUUGGGGGUAGACAGGGGAGGGGCGUCUGAACGGCGCCGGUGUGGAGAGAAGGCAGGCGGCGCCCUCGCCGGAGAAACAGGGGCGGCGGCGGUGCCAGAUCUGGAAAAGGGGAGGAGGCAGCGAAGCAGCUGUGCUGUCCGUCGAGGUGAUGGCGGCGGCACCCGCUGCUUCCAGUCGAAGAAAGAAGGGGACCACGCCGGGCUGGAGGAGACGGCGUCGGGCGUAGCGGCGGCGAUGGCUGGCUGGGGGAGCGGCGUCGUGGCCGUCUGGCCGAGAGGGUGA
Molecule: messenger RNA, 1716 nt
Organism: Salvia miltiorrhiza (redroot sage)
Lineage: Eukaryota; Viridiplantae; Streptophyta; Magnoliopsida; Lamiales; Lamiaceae
Product: receptor-like protein 33
Exons: 3
Coding region: 1-1716 (571 amino acids)
Molecular function (GO): protein binding
Source: RefSeq, a predicted model, not a curated record